Messenger RNA from Anthostomella pinea, 336 nucleotides. NCBI's taxonomy places the organism in Eukaryota, Fungi, Ascomycota, Sordariomycetes, Xylariales, Xylariaceae. The record is from the annotation of a GenBank genome assembly.
AUGGCUCUCUCGCGCAAUAUCGCGGACUCUUCGGGCUGUGCUAUUGCUACCAUCUACCGCAACAAUGAUGGAGCCAGAGGCACUGCUGCCAUCCUGGAAGACGAGAGACAGGACGCGGUUCGUAUGCUUCUCGCCCGAGUACCUGUUCACCGAGUAAAGGAUGUUGUGCUGCAGCUCGCGCCGAUGUGGACUUCGGCCGCACGUUUGCCCCCACUUCACGUGCUCGCCAGGUCCUCGAAGGAGCGCCAGCCACAUCUUUUCACGCGAUACGCGCCACCGUUCAUAUGCAGAUAUGGCGGAAUCUUGAACUUCACUGGGUCGCGUUACUGCAGGUGA